UCUUUCCCCACUUCUACAAUUUCAAGAUGGCAACCUGUUGCUUGAGAGUGUGUAGCCGACGUUCAGUGUGAAGAAAUCGUAGUGUGUUGAAGUUUUGCGGAAGCGGUAGUACUUUUAAUUAGGAGGGUGAAUGUGCCUUCUCGUAUUCUUCGGUGUGACAGCGCAAAAUUAAUGUUAUUGGACAGAGGGAUGUGCUGAUUGUGUUCAAAGGCUUACGGGAUGAAGGCGCGUGGUUAAAGUUUGCCGACAAACAAACAAUAGGGCAAUUGAGUUGACGUUUGUAAAGAGUAAUUGUGGGCCAUGUUUUGACAGCACUGUUUCAUCUGGAAGUUACCAGAACGUUUGGCAUCGUCUGUUUUCAUUUCACCUUGAACAUUCAAACGGCUGUCUUGCAGGAUGACCCAAAAAGAUGUAUACACACAUUCAGUUUUGUUAAUCUGAUGGCCUGAAUUCCUUGUAACACGAUGCAGGAUGGAUUCUCCAGCCACCAGAUUUGGUUCCUCGGACGACGCUCCUCCACAGCCCGUGUAUUCUUCAGCUCGUUACGGCACGCCUCCACCUCCUCCGCCACAUCCUCGGCGACCAUACCUCCAGUUUCCUCCACCCCCACCUUAUCCACCCCCGGAUGAACAGGAGCGUCCUUCAGGUAACAGUGACGAAGAAGCAUCGCCGCCGCCGUAUCACAUCAAAGAGUCUCAUUUCCGAAGGCAAGAUUCUUUCCGGGAGUCCUCGUCGAUUUUAACGACGCCUUUGCCUUCCCAUUUGCUUCACUCGUCGACCAAAGGAACUGCGGGCAAUUGCACUUUUUAUAUUGAGAAUGAUUUUCCUCACGAGUCACGUUUUCAACAAGUAGCAAAUGAAUUCGACCACUUUCCUGACGGUGGUAGGAGUAACAGUCCGCGUUUCCGUGCAGCAGUGACUGAUGUGGAUGUGGAAUGCAGUCAAAACAACAUCUUGAACAAGAGUUUUUCCUCACGUGAUGAGACAAAUGGACCAGAAGGUGCUGAAUAUUCCUACGCAUAUUACGAACCUGGGCCUGCAACAAGCCAUGCCAAUUUCUUGGUUAACAACGGUGUCGUGAAUUCCCAGUCCGACUGGGGCAGCAGACACACUUACAUGACUCGGUACGGUACAGAGGAGAACAUUUAUGAAGAGAUAAGCGAAGUCGCCACGAAGCGUUCGCAGUUUGCAGAGCAGGAUCGCGUCCACAGUCAUCGCCACCGUCAGCAGCAUAGGCAGAAUCACCGAUAUCCACUGUCCGUGAACCAGAGUGUCCUGGAGGAGGAGGUCAGACGUGUUCAGUCCCGCCACCGCCGUGUUCUGGGCGAAUUAAACCUGGCAGUUGAAGCCAUGCUGAUGCCGCCAACAUCUCGAAGAGAUGAAGAAACUAUGGACAAAUGCAGCGCGUCUUCAAACAAGGGCGCAGGUCCUCCUGACUUACUGGAAGAUUUGCUGCUUUCUGUUGGACCCACCGACGAACUUUUAUCUCCGGCAAGUUGUGGCACUGGCGGAGAUCAUGACAGUGGUUUCAGCGGCAGUUCAGGGACCAGUUAUGGUUUCAGUGGUUGUAGUGGCGCAAGCUAUGGCACCAGUGUCAUGAACGGAAGCAGUGUGAGACGGCACUGUGGCCAAAAGGUGUCUGGGUCCUCGCAGAGCAUCCCUCGGACAGUGGGCGCUAAUCCUUCUGCUAGCGCAGUGUCUGCAGACGUGUGUUGUUCGCCUUUGCUAAACCGCCGUGCCGUCAAGGGUGGUGCGGGUUACCUGAAAUUCAUCAAGUCGCCAGAUUCUGCAGCUCAACAGCAAAAUAAACAGAAUCAGCUGCAACAGCAGCAGCAGCAGCAGAGCCACAGUGGAUUUUUUGGACGCAUGGGAUGGAUUCGUUUGCCGGGGUUUGGCAACAAUAACACCAGUAAAGAUGAGCCACGGAUGCGGUCAGGUUCAUGGGACGACACUGGAAAUGUGGUUGGGCAUGUUGUUGGUAACUCUGGAUCUGACAUUUCUCAUCACCAAUUGGACCAAUCCCAACGCCCAGUGAGUUGUGAAGAGAGCUGGUAUUCGGGAGGAUCUGACCAAGAACUGUCAUCUGGUGAUGAGAGUGAGAAAAGCGGACACUUGAUCACGAAAAGCAAUGGCCAGUUGAAGACAACUCUUCAUAAAGCCCGCACACUGUGUGACAAGUGGAGAGGAGGGGGGAGGCAGCCCUCAGAAGCCAACUGUGCACCACAACCUGGAGGUGAUCCUGCAGGACAGGGCCGCUUGUCACGCUGGUUCUCAAUUCGUCGGGGAUCGGCGAACCAGUAUGAUGUCGAUAAUACAGACAGGGCAGCUGGUAGUGGCAAGAUGCCCUUGUUACCAGAAAUGGAAGAGGAAUCAACUACAAGCUUCGCCAAUUUGUCAUGUGCAUUCCAGCGACGGCAGGUGCCUCCCUCCUUGUCUGCUCCUCCUGCUGGGCUCACCCCUCAGCAGCUUAAAAGGCGGCACAUUGUGCCAGCCAUAGUUCAUAGUGAGAACUCUUAUGUAGCUACUCUUCAGAGACUUGUCAAUGAUUAUAAGAAGCCCUUAGAAGAGAGUAACCCACCAAUACUUAGCAGCUCUAAGAUAUCAACAUUAUUCCAUCGCUUGCCGGAGAUAUUACAGUGUCACACGUUAUUCCGAAUCGCUCUGGCGGAGAGUAUACGCAACUGGGAUCGUGAUGAAAAGAUAGGAGAUGUCUUUGUGGCAAGCUUUUCCAAAGCAAUUGUUCUUGACAUCUAUAGUGGGUUCAUCAACAACUUCUCUGUGGCGAUGGAUCUAGCAAAGAUGGAGGCCAAACGCAAGUCAGCACUAGCUGAUUUCCUGAAGGUGAAGCAAAUCAGUGCUCAUGAUCGUUUGUCCUUCUUUGGGCUCAUGGUAAAGCCUGUGCAGAGAUUUCCACAGUUUAUUUUGUUUCUGCAGGACCUACUGAAACACACGCCACAAGGUCAUCAUGACCGCAUGUCUCUACAGUUGGCCCUCACGCAGCUUGAAUCUCUGGCUGAGAUGUUGAAUGAGAGAAAGAGGGAAGCCGAACAGUUUCAGGCAUUUAAGGAGAUGCUUCGACACAUCAGUGGCAAAUUUGCUGCCAGACCACUGUCUGAUGGCAAUCGCUAUCUUCUCAGGGAAGACAAUGUCACACAACUGGAAUUCAAUCAAGCAGGCAUGAUCACGAAGUCAAAAAGUCGUCGCCUGCUGCUUCUGAAUGAUUUGGUUGUGUGUGUUGCUGUUGCACCCAAAGCGUCUGAUGAUUUUGGUAACAGUGAACGUCUCAGCCUCAAGUGGACCUAUCCAGUUACAGAUAUUGAGGUUCAAGACACAAGUGCCUCCCCGACACUGAGCCGCCUUCUGACAACUGGUAUGAAUCGUGGGAGUAGCUUGAAGUCAGACCGAAGUUCUAACUCUGUAGAAUCGUCGUCAAACACGGUUGGAGUGGAUAACUUGUGUGCUGAGAUGAACAACCUUAUGCAUGACUUUGAAGUAGUCAGUCGCAUUGCAGAUCUUGUGUCCACUCUCAAGGGCUCUUACAAGGAACUGAGUGUGGAAGGGACGAGGCGAAUACUGAACACCAUUCAAAGUUCAAUUCAGCAAAAGGAUGAGGAGAUGGCUUGGGUUGAUUCCUGUUGCCUGCAACUUGCUGUGAAAGGUAAAUCUAACAAGGAGGAGAUCUACACUUUCCACACAGAUAACCCAACAGUGAAGAAAGAAUGGAUCACAGAAUUGAGGUUGGCUCAACUGGCACUAGACCCCAACAAUUCACCAGCCUGGGAAGUACCUGAACAGGAGCGGCGACCAUCUACUAAGAUGCCUUUGUUUGUCAGAGCUCAGUCAGUAUAUAAGUCACAGCAUCAAACUGAAGUGCGCUGUGGCUGUUUCUAUGUGACAAGUUCGUCAAAACCAACACGCCGGCGGUCCCGCAACAACAGUUAUCUUUGGGUCUGUACAACAGAUGGUGCUAGUAGUCACAUAGCAAUUUUGGCACAGCAACAACAACAGGCGGGAAUAUUGAAAGAUGUCGGGGCAUUUGACUUGGUUGAGACCAAAGUCACUGCUAUGGAAUUUGUACGGGGCUUUUCUGGAACAGCGAGAGGUCUUGGUGGUGAUACCGUGUGGAUGGGGACUGACAGUAGACGGUUACUUCUUUAUGCAGCUAGUGAACCACAGAAACAAGAAGAAGUUGCUAGCUGCACAGUGUCUGCGGUGAUAGUUCAGAUCCGAUGUCACUACGACUGUGUGUUUGUUGCUCUAGCAAAUGGAAGCCUCUUACAGUAUACACGUAAUUCACAUGAUGGCUCCUGGGUGCUGAAAGAUCCGCAGACUCUGACUCUGGGGACAGAUCCCGUCUCAUGCCUUCUCCCUAUUAACAUGUGUCUGUAUGCAGCAUGUGGAAAGAAAGUGUGGGUCCUCAGUGCCUUGACAGGCGAAAUACAGAAAAGCUUCAGUGUCCAACAUGAACAUGUUGGUAAUGUGAAUCUGAUGGCCCAUUCUGGCAUAGGAUUGUGGAUAUCUCUUAAGAAUUCCAGCACCAUCUGCCUCUACCACACAGAAACAUUCAAACAUCUUCAGGACAUCAAUAUAGCUUCAAAUGUGCUUCGUGUCACGUCUCCAUCUUCAGGUUCAAAUAACUGCAGUAAUCGAGAUUGCGUCAACAAUAAUCGCUCGUCUGUAACUGUUACUGCGCUCAUGGCUUGUAAAGGUUUGCUUUGGGUUGGAACCAAUGUCGGAAUAAGUUUGACAAUUCCUUUGCCACGACUGGAAGGCGUGCCUAUUAUCAGCGGAAGAGUGAACAUUUCAUACCAUGCACACUUUGGUCCCAUCUCUUUCCUGUUAGCUUUACAGCCAAGGAGUACAGGAGUCAGUUUCCAUUCACCAAAACCUCAGGAAGAAGUUGAAGUUGUAGAAGAUAAUGGAAAGGAAGGUAAUGAAUUGGAAAACCAAGAGGAACCAAUUGAAAAUGUAGCAUCUAAAUUAAAACUGGAGAAACAGAUCUCUGAUACUUCUGUAUCAAGCAGCAUUGCAGCCAAAUUGAAGCAUCAGUUGACCAGCAGCCCUGUAGUGUUAAGGCGUCGCAAACACAAGGAAUCUGAUUUGAUAACGCGACGUACCUCUAAGACGUUGCCUCGGGGCUUGGGAUGUGGUGGGGGCUUAUUGUCCGCUUCCACGACAUCAUCCCAAGGCUCUGGUGACACAUGUGAUGUUUAUGGUCUGUAUGGAGAACUGAUGUAUGUCAAGGACUAUGAAGGUGAGGAUAGUGCUUUGAAUGGUGGAACUGAUCCAAUCUAUGAAUCUCUUCGACGUAGUGAUCCAGAAUUGGCGGCAAUUCCCGGUAAAGUUAGCACAUUAGAUCGCCGAUUAAGGCUUAAAGCAAGUCGUCCACGGUCAUUAGAUCUCUCAAACUGGUCGGUCGACUCUCGCUCUUCAUCUAUGUAUACAUCCUCUGGAUCUGAGGAGACGCUGCCUUUCAGAAAUGGUGGUGGGAGCAGAAAUGUUUCUAGGCAUGGGAGCAACGUGAGUUCAUCUGUCCAAGAUACGCGUGGGUCUGCUGAUGUUACCCCAAAUGUUCCCAUUGAAUCACCUGUAGAUCUUCCUAUUUCUGCAGUUGAACCAAGUUCAAAACCUACACAUAAAGGUGCUGCAACACCUGUAGACACUUCACGUAGAACCGUGAUUACUCUCAUGGGUGGCCGAGGGUAUGUAAACUGGAGGCAGGCAUGCUGUUACACUGCUGAUGGUAAGAACAAACAUUUCUCUAUGUCAUAUCCAGAGCCAAAUAGUACUGAUGCUCAUAUUGUGAUAUGGGAGAUGAAAUUGUGAUAUCUGCUGACAUUGAAUGUCACCAUGUUAAUUACUCUGUUCUUCUGUUUUACACUUUGAAUGCAUGCCUUACAAUUCAUUAUUGCAUCAUUGUGUUGUAGUACUAUUGUGCAGCCCACUCGGAUGAGAAAUAGGACAGGGUACAGAAGAUAUUUUGUUAUAAUAGAUAUGUACAACUCAAAUUAUCUAUCUUACUUUGACUGUUUUGAUAAAUAUUGAAUUUCAGGGAUAAUGUGACAUUGAAGAUUCAUAAGUAUAAUUCAUUGCAAUGCAAUGCAGUACAUGACAUUUGUAUACUUUGCACUUUGAAACUACCCCUUUUGAAAUGUAAUCUUAAUGGGUAAAAUUGCUCCCAAAAGAGAAGUGUUGGUGGAAUUAAGUUCUUUCACUAACACUACUUGUGGGGAUGUUGCUUCAUCACUUGUCUGUUCUUUAAUUCACAGUAUAUGUGAACAUUUUCAGUCUACAAACUGAAACAUUUCAAUGUAAACUGUUUCUUAAUGUAUGACAUACUGGCAUACUUGAUGUAAAGAAUGCUCCUACUUCGUACAAAUUUUAGAGUGUUGAUCUUCAUUUACAGUGCCUUCAGAUUUUUGUUGGCUCUUUGUCAGCAAAGAAGGUAUUGAAUCUAAAAUAAUUUAUUUUCCAGUGUACGUGUUUUUUUAACAUUGCACUUUAUCUCUUGACAUUUAAGAAGGUAUUGUCUAAAAAAUGCAUUUACCAUUUUAGAUACAUGUUAUUUUUACUUAUUCACUGUCCAUUUCAUGUCCCAGUGAUGCUCAAAGUAGGCUUGUAAUUUAUAUUCUUGUCUGCUAUUUUUAAUUGGAAAAUAUGUGGAGCCCUAUUUUUAAUGGCCUUGCGAUGUAAAAAGAUAAAAUGUUUCUGUGAAUAUUUUAUAAAUUGAAAUCAUUGUGUGGUUAUAUUUGCAUCUUUGCAUGACCAAAUACCCAAAGAGUUGUUUCUUAUUGUUUUGAAUGGUAAAGCAGCAUGUUGUUUAAGGACUUUAUUUUGCGUAGUUCAUUCUGUGAAUUACAAAUAUUGAUAAGAUUGUUCUUGUUAUUUGUAAAGGGUUUAUAUAUUCCGGUAUGAAGCAAAGCCUAAUGUUUUCCGGCCUUUCGAAAGGUUGCUUCUUAGAUUCAAUUUUGUAAUUGUGAAACCGGUUAAAAAGUCAUUCAUCAUAAAUUACUGUUUCAUUGUGCUGUUAUUCAAGUUAGUGCACAUUCCACUAUUGUCGCUUCCUUAAUUCCCCUCAGUAUGUGUAGUUCCAUAUUUUAUUAUUUGAUCAAGAAAUGUCAUGGAUUGACUAAUCAGGUUAGAAAGGUAUCUCAUAAGUAAUUAAAUAUGUUGAGGAUUUAAUUCAGAACCCGGUGGUAUCCUUUAUGACCCCGCAUACGUAAAAUGAGAGGGACAGCAGGACGUUUAGGUUCAUGGAAACUGACAUGUAGACAUAUUUGCUGGCAACAUCUUCAAGGUAAGUAUGAAGGAAAUCUGAUGAAAAGUUACUUCUGUACAUGCUAGUCAUUAAUUCAUUUCAUUUUGAAUGUACCAGUUAGAUUAUAUUAUUGAUGCCAUAUGUUUAAUUUACUCUGUAUUUUCUUCUUGAAUACAUGAUGUUCAUUAAUGCAGCUUUUGUUUUUAUUGAAACCAAUAGAAAUCUAUCAUUGUUUGAUUUCAGUUUCUCAGUAGCAAAUUUUCUUUUUCUCAAGUUUUGUGUUUCUUUGCCAAUUUAACCUAAUUUAUUAAGUUUUGAGAUGCAUUGCACUCAAAGAGUUGUUUAUUUUUAAAUAUGCUUCCAUCAUGAAUCCACCAUGAUUAUUCUUAUGGCAGUUACAGUACUGAACACAAACUAAAUCAUUAUUUGGUUAGAUAUUUGAUGAGUGACUUUUUUAAACUACAGUACAGCUGUUAUUUAUCGAACGUAAAACCUCUAUGUCUUGUGUAUUUGAUACAUUUAAACCCUCCGCACUCUUUAAAAAAUAUAUGAUUCACAUCCAUAUUGGAAUGAAAUACUGAAUUUAGAAUUCAUUAUAUUUCUGGGCUCUAUAUUGUUAGGCUUGAAUACUGGGCUUUCUCUACAUUAUUAAAACAAUUCUAAAUAAGCCAUGUGGAGCAGGUUGAGCAAAAUUUUAGUUCUAAAUACCCGUAUUAUUUAUAUUGACUUCUUGCAUCUGACAUGUUAUCAAAAUUGUAAUUGAAGUCUUAAAAUAUAAUAAUAUAGUCUGGUCUGUUGGAGUCUGUUUGAAUCUCUUCCCCAGUUGCAUUUCAUUCCCAUGUGGGUGCAGAUUUUCUCAUCUAUGAAUUAGUGUUUCUGCAUUGCCAGAGGAAAUUUGAAUGUAUAUCGGGAAAGCUGUGAAAUAUUUGUGAACAGAAUACAAUUUACUAAGAAACACUAGAUGACAGCAAAGGUCAUGCUUACAAAUGUUCAAGAGUCAUUGUAUUAAUUGUUGUUGAGGAAGCAAUUUGGAUUUGUAAUGUUCAGGAAGGAAUCAGUUAUCUAAACUUUGAUGCUAAGAAAAUGUUCCAGUUGCAGUAAAAUGUUAUUUUUAUUUGAAGCAAAAAUUUCUAGAAUUUUUGUGUAUGUUAAUGUUGUUUUCUGAGAUGCAUUGUUACAUUACUUUCCCAGGUGCUCUUUCCAUUUAUAUUUACAAAUUCUUACAAAAUACAAUGCAUUGAUUGUAUGUAUGUAUAUUUAUAAACAACCAUGUUCCCAUAAUUAUAUAAUAAUUCUUGGUAAUUUAUAGUCGGUGCAUGUAUCUGAAGUUCAGUAGGAGGUUCUGUUGCAUAGCUACAAACAAAACCUUGGAACCAAAGUGAAGUUAUAGGCUACUAAUCAGAACAGUGCAUGUCCUAGUAGAAAUAAAAUACUACAAUACAGAAAUACCUUGUAAUUAUUUUUGUAUUAUAUAUAUAUAUAAACAAUGUUUACUUACAUUUCUUGGAGAUCUGUAAUGCCCACUAUUGAUAUGCCUGUACCUGUUUGUAUUGUAUAUUGAAUUGUUUAUAAUUUAAAGGAAAUGACACUCAGAUAAUUUGCAGUACCAUACCUUUUCCUGUCUUUGUUCAGCAGAUGCCAUUAUUGUAAUAAAUAAUUUGGUAUGAUUCUCUU
This is a messenger RNA of Zootermopsis nevadensis, 8932 nucleotides long. RefSeq names its product rho guanine nucleotide exchange factor 10. Gene Ontology annotation, molecular function: guanyl-nucleotide exchange factor activity; protein binding. Gene Ontology annotation, biological process: actin cytoskeleton organization; positive regulation of stress fiber assembly. The record is from RefSeq and is a predicted model, not a curated record. Lineage: Eukaryota; Metazoa; Arthropoda; Insecta; Blattodea; Termopsidae.